Messenger RNA from Sporothrix brasiliensis 5110, 1698 nucleotides. RefSeq names its product dimethylaniline monooxygenase. The coding region runs from base 1 to 1698 and encodes 565 amino acids. Lineage: Eukaryota; Fungi; Ascomycota; Sordariomycetes; Ophiostomatales; Ophiostomataceae. The transcript has a single exon. The record is from RefSeq and is a predicted model, not a curated record. Gene Ontology annotation, molecular function: N,N-dimethylaniline monooxygenase activity; flavin adenine dinucleotide binding; NADP binding.
AUGGUAUAUUCCAUCGUCGAACAGCCCAUGGGCACAGCGCGACCGCUGCGCGUCGUCGUCGUCGGCGCGGGUGCGAGCGGCUUGAACGUGGUGCGCAGCAUCAAGGAGCACAUGAAGCAUAUCGAGGUGGUUGUCUACGAGAAGAACGGCGGCGUGGCGGGCACAUGGCUCGAGAACCGGUACCCGGGGUGCGCGUGCGACAUUCCGAGCCACAACUACCAGUACUCCUGGGCGCCGAAUCCAGAGUGGUCGGAGUACUAUGCGUCGCAGCAGGAGAUUCGGGCCUAUCUCGAAACGACGGCCGAAGCGCACGGGCUGCUGCCGUACGUGCAGUUUGAACAGAAGGUGGUGGAGGCGAAAUGGGACGAGGAAGCCGGCCAGUGGCGUUUCACGAUCGAGAGCGUGGCGACCGGAACGAGGUCCACCGACAGCGGCCAUUUCUUUAUCAACGCCAGCGGCUACCUCAACAACUGGAAGUGGCCGACCAUUGAUGGCCUGCACUCGUUCAAAGGCCCCCUUCUGCACAGCGCCGCCUGGGACGACAGCAUCGACCUCGCGGGCAAACACGUCGCUGUCAUUGGCUAUGGCUCGAGCGGCAUCCAGCUCGUGACGGCGAUCCAGCCAAUCGUGAAGCAGCUGACGACGUUUGUGCGCGGGCCAACAUGGAUCACAGCGGGCUUUGGUAGCAAGUAUGCAGCGCCGGGCGGCCUGAAUUUCAAGUUCACGGACGCGCAGAAGUCGACCUUCAAAAACGACCCCGAGGCUUACCUGGCCUACCGCAAGGGCGUCGAGCACGAACUCGCCAGCCGCUUCAAGAUGCUGCACAAGGACACGCCUGAACAGCAGGCGGCCGUCGAUUUUUCGCGCAACGACAUGCUGCGGCGACUCGGCGGCGACCCGGACAGCCGCCUGGCCAAGACGCUGAUCCCGUCCUUUCCCGUCGGCUGCCGUCGUCCAUCACCGGGCAACGGCUAUCUGGAAGCCUUAUCGGCACCCAACGUGAACGUGGUGACGGGCAAUGAAAUUGUGCGGAUUGAAGCAGACGGCCUUGUCGUCCAGGACGGAGCGACGGGCGCAGAAACCAAGAUUGCGGUCGACGUGAUUGUCUGUGCCACCGGCUUCGACCUGUCCUUCCGCCCACGAUUUCCCAUUGUUGGGCGACGCGGCGUCGACCUUCGCGAUGCCUGGAACACUGACACCGACGGCCGCGCCACGGCGUAUUUGUCCAUGGCCCCGGCCGACAUGCCCAACUAUUUUGUGUAUCUCGGCCCGCAGGCCCCCGUCGGCCACGGCUCCGCGAUGCCCAUCAUCGAGCACCUCACAAAGUACAUUUUGAAGAUGGUGUACAAGAUGCAGACCGAAGACUACAAAGCCGUCGUCCCCAAGCCUGCCGCCAUUGCCGAGUUCGUCCAGCACGCCGACACGUUUCUGCCACGCACUGCCUGGGCCGGCCGCUGCCGCAGCUGGUUCAAGAACGGCCGCGAAACGGGGCCCGUCACCGGCCUGCACCCGGGCAGCCGGCUGCACUGGUUCCAUCUGCUGCGCGAACCGCGCUACGAGGACUGGGAGUGGAUGAGUCGGAGCGACAACCGUUGGGCGUACCUGGGCAACGGCUUCAGCACCAUGGAGGGCGAAGGCCGCGACGUGACCUGGUACUUUGACAAGCCUGAAAAGGAGUAUGACUUUUUUGUUUACUAG